AACUGUCCUGGUGAGUCGUGAUACUAUAUAUUGACCCUUGUAUCAACUGGAGGUUGGAGCUGCCUUUUCCCCGCCACUGUUUAUCGCCUGCAAAAUAAGAGCCUUAGUUUAGGGGUCCAAUUCACGUCCAUGGGUGGAGGCAACGGUCAGAAAGCGAAGAUGGCUCGCGAGAGGAACCUCGAGAAGAUGAAAGCCCAAAAAGGAAGCCAACUUGAAAAGAACAAGCAGGCCAUGAACAUCCAGUGCAAGGUAUGUAUGCAGACAUUUAUGUGCACAACGUCAGAGGUGAAGUGCAAGGAACAUGCCGAGGCCAAACAUCCAAAAUCUGACCUCUAUACCUGUUUCCCUCAUCUCAAAAAAUAACCUUAGACGUCAAACAUUCUUAUAGAAAAUGUUGGUAUUAUCUCCUGUCACUAGUCGCAAAAGUGUCGACCCAAGCAAGAUGUGAAUUGUGUGUAUCUGUGAACUUGUUUGUGAGACUGGCAAGUUGUGUUAGUGGAUGGUUUUAAUUCUGAUUUGUGUAAAUAAUUGGGAUAUAGUUGACUAA
Messenger RNA from Nicotiana tabacum (common tobacco), 547 nucleotides. RefSeq lists its product as uncharacterized. The record is from RefSeq and is a predicted model, not a curated record. Lineage: Eukaryota; Viridiplantae; Streptophyta; Magnoliopsida; Solanales; Solanaceae.